This is a messenger RNA of Colius striatus (speckled mousebird), 8200 nucleotides long. RefSeq names its product nuclear receptor coactivator 3 (gene NCOA3). Bases 748 to 4959 code for a protein of 1403 amino acids. Lineage: Eukaryota; Metazoa; Chordata; Aves; Coliiformes; Coliidae. The record is from RefSeq and is a predicted model, not a curated record. The transcript has 28 exons. Gene Ontology annotation, biological process: cellular response to hormone stimulus; positive regulation of transcription by RNA polymerase II. Gene Ontology annotation, molecular function: nuclear receptor binding; protein dimerization activity. Gene Ontology annotation, cellular component: nucleus.
UCCGCUGGCCGAGCCUGUUCCUAUUUAAACCCAGGCAGCGAGGAAAAUGGCGGCGAGCGGCUGAGCGUGGGGGAGCCGGCGAGAAGGAGCCGUGGCUGAGCCUUGGCUGCUUUCCCAGUUUCCCAGCCUGACUGGAGGCGGUGUGGGAGUGAAAUCCCUGGGCUAGAAUGGCCCCAUCUGCCAUUCAUCUGGGCUUAUCUGAUACUGAGGCGGUUCCAAAGACCUCGUUAUCUGCAUUCUUCUGAUCAUCCUGUAGCCUCGUCUACCAGGUGGUGCAAUAUUGAAUCUGCUAGCAAUGGGCUGCAUGGUAAAAUCAAGCAGACUGUUUCUUAUCCCAUUGUCAUGGUUUAACCCUGACUGGCAACUGCAACUGAGCACCACACAGCCGCUUACUCACUCCUCCCCCACACCGUGGGAUCGAGGACAGAACUGGAAAAAAAAGAUCCCCAGAAGUGAUGGAAGUGGGAAGAGUGGCUCCUUGAUGAUCCUGUCAGCUGCAGUUAUAUACCAAUGUCACAGUGUUUCCAGACCUCCAGAGGCAACACAAUUGAACCCUUUGGAUUGGUCACAGUUAUGGAGGCAGGAGCUCCUCGUCUAGGAUUCAGGGCAGGCAUUCCUACUGGCUUCUGUUGGAAAGACAACGCUUCACUGGGAUGUGAUUUAAAAUGACUUCUGAUUCUGAAGGUCCUCUGAAGAGUAUACUGUGCUUGAACGUUUGCUAAGAACAAUUGCUGAUGUGUGGUCAAGAUGAGUGGUUUAGGAGAAAGCUCCUUGGAUAGCUUGACCAAUGAGUCAAGGAAGCGCAAGCCAUUGCCCUGUGAUACCCCAGGUGCAAGUCUGAGCUGCAGUGGUGAGAAGCGUCGACGUGAGCAGGAAAGCAAAUACAUUGAAGAACUGGCUGAACUGAUAUCUGCCAAUCUCAGUGACAUUGACAAUUUCAAUGUCAAACCAGACAAAUGUGCUAUUUUAAAAGAAACCGUGAGACAGAUUCGACAGAUAAAAGAGCAAGGAAAAGCCGUUUCUAAUGAUGAUGAUGUCCAGAAAGCUGAUGUAUCUUCUACAGGUCAGGGAGUUAUUGAUAAGGAUUCAUUGGGACCUCUUCUAUUGCAGGCGUUGGACGGUUUCCUGUUUGUUGUAAAUCGUGAUGGGAACAUAGUGUUUGUGUCAGAAAAUGUCACACAGUAUCUGCAAUAUAAACAAGAAGAUUUGGUUAAUACAAGUGUUUAUGGCAUCUUGCAUGAAGAGGACCGGAAGGACUUUCUUAAAAACUUACCUAAAUCUUCAGUUAAUGGCGUUGCUUGGACCAAUGAAACUCCUAGACAGAAGAGCCAUACGUUCAAUUGCCGGAUGAUGGUGAAAACCUCUCAUGAUCUUUUGGAAGAUGUGGGCAGCCACCAGGAUAUACGUCAAAGAUAUGAAACAAUGCAGUGCUUUGCUUUAUCUCAACCACGAGCUAUGAUGGAAGAGGGGGAAGAUUUACAGUCGUGUAUGAUUUGUGUGGCACGCCGUAUCACAACUGCAGAAAGGGUAUUUCCAACCAACCCAGAGAGCUUUAUUACAAGACACGAUCUUUCAGGCAAACUUGUCAACAUUGAUACAAACUCAUUACGGUCUUCCAUGAGACCUGGGUUUGAAGAUAUAAUUCGCCGAUGUAUUCAGAGAUUCUUAUGCCAUAACGAUGGACAGUCAUGGUCAAACAAACGCCACUACCACGAAGCUUAUACACAGGGUCAUGCUGAGACACCACUGUAUCGGUUUUCUUUAGCGGAUGGUACCAUAGUGACAGCACAAACCAAGAGUAAACUGUUUCGAAAUCCUGUUACUAAUGACCGCCAUGGAUUUGUCUCCACUCACUUUCUUCAAAGAGAACAAAAUGGAUAUCGGCCAAGUCCCAGUUCAGUUGGGCAGAACAUCAGAACACCCGUGGCUGGAAACACAAAUUCUGUUGGUGGCCUUAUGAACAUGUCACCUGGUCAAAGCAUGCCAAUGCAAAACAGGAACUAUGGUAUGGGAGAUCCCAGUGCAGUGAGUCAGCUCAGCAGCACUCGCUAUGGAGGCCCUGGUAAUGUGGGGCCGGUGAACUCUGGGCCUGGAAUGCAGUCCUCUGCUUAUCAGAACAACAGUUAUGGGCUGAAUAUAAGUAGCCCACCACAUGGCAGCCCUGGUUUAACUUCCAACCAACAGAAUCUAAUGAUAUCUCCUAGAAAUCGAGGGAGUCCAAAAAUGAGUUCACACCAGUUUUCUCCAGUUACAGGUAUGCACUCUCCAAUGGGAUCUGCCAGCAACACCGGCAACAGCACCUUUUCUAGCAGUUCUCUUAGCGCUCUUCAAGCCAUCAGUGAGGGUGUUGGAACUUCUCUUCUAUCAACCCUUUCUUCACCAGGCCCAAAAUUGGAUAAUUCCCCAAAUAUGAGUGUUGCUCAGCAAAGCAAAACGAGUACCCAGGACUCCAAAAGCCCUUCUGGUUUAUAUUGUGAACAAAACCAAGUGGAAAGUUCCAUUUGCCAGUCAAACAGCAGGGAUCUCCUUAGUGAAAAAGACAGUAAAGAGGGAAAUCUGGAGUCAUCUGAAAGUCAGAGGGGGCCAUCUGAAAGCAAAGGGCAUAAAAAACUGCUUCAGCUACUGACGUGCUCCUCAGAUGAAAGAGGACAUUCCACAGCAUCAAACUCACCUUUAGAUUCAAAUUGUAAAGAACCUUCUACCAACGUUACCAGUCCUUCAGGAGUUUCCUCGUCGACUUCUGGAGGGGUGUCUUCCUCCUCAAACAUGCAUGGGUCACUCCUGCAAGAGAAGCACAGGAUUUUACAUAAAUUGUUGCAGAAUGGCAAUUCUCCUGCAGAGGUAGCCAAGAUCACAGCUGAAGCUACUGGCAAAGACACCUAUCAUGAUGCGAGCAAUGCAGCCCCCUGUGGAGAAGGCACUGUCAAACAGGAACAACUGAGCCCAAAGAAGAGGGAAAACAAUGCUUUACUAAGAUACCUGUUAGAUAAAGAUGAUGUUAAAGACCCUCUUUCCAAAGAGUUGAAGCCUAAAGUAGAAGGUGUGGAUACUAAAAUGGGACAGUGCAGUAGUUCUACAAUCCCUACUUCUAGUCAGGAGAAAGACAUGAAGAUAAAGACAGAGCCAGCAGAGGAGAUGAGUGGAGACUUGGAUAAUUUGGAUGCAAUUCUAGGUGAUCUGACUAGUUCAGAGUUUUACAAUAAUGGUAUGUCUGCAAAUGGAAAUAACCUUGGAACAAAGCAAGCAUUAUUUCAAGGAAAUGCCCUAGUGGCAGGGAUGAGGAGUCCUCAGGCCACGCAGGCUACCCGCCCACCUUUCAGCAGAGCCAUGUCUUUGGACAGCCCCGUGGGCUCCGGUGCUCCAGUCAGGAAUGUCAAUGCCUUCUCCAUGUUACAGAAGCAAAACCUAAUGGGUGGAAGUCCAAGAAUGAUUGAAAACCAAGACAAUUUUGGAGCCAAUCUGGCAAGUGCUCCUAACAGAAAUGUAGCAAUGAAUCAGCAUCAGUCAGCAGACUGGGGGCUGCCGAACUCGAAGGUGAACAGGUUGGAACCCACCGGUUCUGCCUCAAUGCUGAGGGCAGGAGCUGAGUUCGGGACGGCCCUUCCCCGGCCCUCGGCGGGUGGCUCUGUGCCAGCGCUGCCCGUUCGCUCCAACAGCAUCCCCGGGACAAGACCAAUGCUACAGCAGCAAAUGAUUCACAUGAGGCCAAACGAGAUGAACAUUGGCAUGGGAGGCAAUCCCUAUGCACAGCCAGGACCAUCUGCCCAACCGGGGUCGUGGCCUGACAACAUGCUGUCCAUGGAGCAAGCGGCGCGGGGUCCACAGAACAGACAAUUGGUUAGAAACUCUUUGGAUGACCUCUUAUGUCCAGCACCAAGUAUGGAGGGCCAGACUGAUGAAAGGGCACUCUUGGAUCAGCUGCACACAUUGCUGAGUAAUACAGAUGUCACUAGUCUGGAAGAAAUUGACAGAGCAUUAGGAAUUCCUGACCUUGUAAACCAAGGACAAGCUUUGGAACCCAAACAAGACUCAUUUCAAAGUCAGGAAUCUUCAGUUAUGCUUGACCAGAAGCCUUCGCUCUACAGUCAGCCCUAUCAAGGGCAAGGGGCAGCGAUGGCAGGAGGUUUUGGUACCAUCCAGGGACAACAGCCAUCCUUUAAUUCAGUGAUGAAUCAGAUGGGCCAACAGAGCAAUUUUCCCCUUCAAAGUAUGCAUCCUAGAGCAAACGUGAUGCGGCCUCGAACCAACACACCAAAGCAGCUCCGCAUGCAGCUCCAGCAGAGGCUCCAGGGCCAGCAGUUUAUGAACCAGACCCGUCAAACACUCGAGAUGAAAAUGGAAAAUCCAGUUAGUGGCAACACCUCUGUGAUGAGGCCAGUGAUGCAGCCACAGGUGGGCUCCCAGCAGCAAGGUUUUCUUAAUGCUCAAAUGGUGGCUCAGCGUAACAGGGAGCUAAUAAGUCAUCAUUUUAGACAACAGAGGAUGGCAAUGAUGAUGCAGCAGCAACAGCAACCGCAGGCGUUCAGUCCACCGCCAAAUGUGACUGCCUCAGGAAGCAUGGAUAGUGCUCUGACAGGCCCUUCAAUGGCUCAAGUUCCCCCACAGCAAUUCACCUAUCCACCUAAUUACGGAAUAAGCCAACAAUCUGACCCUGCGUUUAGCAGAGUAUCAAGCCCUCCCAACCCAAUGAUGUCAUCAAGAAUUGGAUCCUCCCAGAAUCCUAUGAUGCAGCAUCCUCAGACAGCAACAAUGUACCAGUCCCCUGAGAUGAAGGGCUGGCCCUCGGGAAGCAUGGCCAGGAGCAGCUCAUUCCCCCAGCAGCAGUUCAGCCACGCGGGUGCCCCGGCAGCGUACAGCAUGAUGCACAUGAACGGCAGCAGCGGGCACAUGGGGCAGAUGGCCAUCAAUGCCAUGCCCAUGGCCGGGAUGCCCAUGGGGCCGGACCAGAAGUACUGCUGACAGCUGGGGCUGUAUCUUCAGAGGCAAAGGCGCUGUGUUAAGGAUGCACUGGGAUCAUCAGGAGGAGCUCUGCGUUCUUCAUGGGGCUGAGGACUGGCCUUAGGCAGGGACCUGAUGUUUCCUGUUCAUCACCAUGAUGUCCUAAAAAACCCAACGAUGAAAACCCCACCCCAAAAAGUACCUUUUAGUGGAGCAGUCUCUGUAUUACUGUAUAUUGUGGUGUACAAAAAGGUCAUCAGUAUUUUUGGCGCUCUGCCUCUCGAAAUGUGAAUUUGGCAAUGCCAUUUGAGCAGGUCUAAGAGGGGCAGCCCCCUGGCAUACCUGAUCCAGUUACUACAGCUAUCCAAAGCCCUCUAACUACAGGCAGAGAAAAGUGCCUGGAGAAGUCACGGUGGUAAGAAUUUUUUGAUUUCUCUAGUACCAAUAUCUGACAGAGAAUGUAGUUCCUAGCCUUGACUCUUUUAUAUUAACCCCGACUAUAAAUGCUGCUUUUUAAUCUCUUAUCCUCCAGAGUCAGGAUUUCCCCAGCAAAGUGGCAGUGCAAAGUGAAUUGGCACGUACUAGUCCCAAAUCCUGUCCAUUGACAAGGGGGAAAAGGAGAGGGCGAUAAACUUAAAUUAUUUAAACGCAGUUGUGACUAAUAUUUACAUAUUGAUGUGCAGCUGAGUGCACUUUAUAAAAGACUAUGUAAUGGAUUAAUGCAAUAUCUUUGGUAAGGACUUCACAUGAAGGUAGGGUGUGCUCACGUUCCUUCUCAGACACGGGCUCCUCAGAAUGAUUUGCAAAGACUGCAGAACGUUCCGUUUUCUGUGUGUGGACAUGACAGCAAUAAUCUUUCAUCUUUUGGAACCUAACUUCGGCAAACUCAAGGCAAGGCACUGCAGUCUGAAUCAGAACUUUGCAGUCUUUUUGUGAAUACAUUUUGUAAAUACGAUCUUUAAGAUGAUGUAUUAUAUAUAUGACUUUUGUAGGUCACUAACUCAUUUUUGCAGAGUUUGUGAGGCUAAAUAUUUAACAGAAUUGAUUCCUGUAAACUCCGUGUAGUUGAGGUCCAAAUAGAUUUGUUUGGUUUUUUUUAAUGACUGAAGCUGGGUGACUUUGGCCCACAUCUUUCUCUUCUUUGGUCUUAAACACUUCAUUUAUUUUUACAUCUCUAACAUAUAGCUUUUAUAAAAGACCAGUUGUUAAACGCUUUCUUCACCUUGUGAGCACCUUGUUACAUUUCUUUUCAUGUAAGGCAAUUUGACACAAAGGCUCUGCGUUGUAAGGGGUGAUGUGGGAGGGUCAUGUCGUACUAGAAUAAGUUGCCUUUUCAGAUGAUGAAUCUGGAUUGUGUUGUCUUUGGUCAAUUUUAAUGAACUCUAAAUGAUCUUCAAACAAGUUUGUCUGUUGCAAAAUAUUUGUUGUUACAUGACAUCCAGAAAUCUUGAAGGAUAUUAAGCCACACUUUAACCAAAUGUCUGCAACUCCUUGGAUUGUUCUACUGGGAAUGAAUGUAUUUUCUAAGCAGGUUUCUCUCAUAUCAGUAUUUAAGUCUGGUUACAAAUCUAUUCUUGUUAGUUGCUGGUAGGGUGUUUUUUUUCCCCCUCCUCUGUUUUGGUUCCUUGAAAUGAAGAUCCCUUUGCAGUUUUUUCCAUUUUCAGGCAGUUACAUUGAGUCAAACUUCUAAACUUCUGUAAGGGACAACUCAGAAGCUUUUUGGAUGUGUGGUGCUUUUAUUCUAUCUGUUGUUCACUGUGUAAUGGAAAACUGGCUUCUCCCAAGUGAGUAAAAAGAUCGUCUGUGUCCUUGAUUGCUGCUUCUUGGUACUGUAAACAAGAGGUGAAUUAUUCUUCAUUGAUCUUCCAUUUUAAUAGAAAUAACUUUUAACUAGAAAUAUCCUCCAGAAGUUCAUCCUUUGAUGAACAGUUGUACAGCCAGUUGCCUUCCAAAGGGAAUGCUGAUUUGAUGGAUCUGCUUCAGGCAGCCCUGUCUCUGCAGUCAGCCCUCAGGGUAAGGCUUAGGUGACAGUAUUGAUUUGAAACCCUCAGUCCAGUUCAUCUGUGUUUUUUAAGGCAAAACUUUUCAAAGCCUGAGGAACUUUUAUCUUUUUUCGUUUCUUAGAACAUAUCUGUGAAGUGCUGCCCACUGAAGUGGAAAGGCAACACUCCCUGGCUUUUGAUAUCAAAUCAGAGUAGAGCAAUCUUUAUAUUUUGUAGUUGUUCGUUGUAGUGAUGGAAACUACAAACCCCAGUUGCUUUCAUGAGGUGAGCUCUUGGACUAUCUACACUUCAUACAUCCUGCCCUUUGAAUGCUUUUCAAAUGAGUGACUCUGUUUAUACAUCUGUGUGUAACUGGGACUUGACUGAUGGGUCAUCAUUUUCUCAUCUGUUUUUAGAAUGCUGGAGCUUUCCAGAACCUACUUAUUUGCUGAAUCCAAAGAUUUUUAGUUUAAACUUGAUUAAAGGGGGGAGGGAGGCAUUUUAUUUUAAAAUGCAUUGAUGACACCUUUCUUGGCAGCACUGAUCCUAAAUAAUACAUCUAGUUGGAAAAUCCCACCUACUGCAGAAAAGCAAACUGACCUUGAACUCUGUUGGCAUUUAAUAUCUUCAAUUCUGUUUUGGUUCCAUCACAGCAGAUUUUUUUCCUCAAUGUUUUUUAAAACCAUUUUUCAACAGUAGGAGAAGAAUGAGCUCCUCCAGCCACCUCUGGUCACUGCUGCAUCACGAGCGUUGUUUUGAUCACAGAAACCAUGUUCUUAUCAAAAUCAACAUGUAGUAUUUUUUGCCAAUCUUGGCCCAAAAUACUGCUUUUAAAAGUUAGAAAAUCAGGACCAUUUUUUUUCAGUCAUAAGACAAAAAGUAUUUGAAUGUUGUACCAAUUAGCACAAGUUUUAUUUUGGAAUUUCUGUGCAGGCUACCAGAUGACAGAAUGAUACAGCAAGAGUGAAACCAUGGGAUUCUGAGAGCAAUAGUUAAAAAAAAAAUCUCAGGAGAAGGCAUACAGUAUUGAGAAUUGCAGUUAAGUUUAGUUUACAUGAUAAGUAUUGCUUGAAAUAUCUGUAUCUUUAUUUUGCAAAAGAGAAAAAAUCACGGGGACUGAUUUUAUAAGAGUUGGUUGUAAGGUAUUACUGCUCUUCUGAUUUUUGUGUUUGGAUGUUAAUAAUGAUGUAAAUAAAGGUUUCUAUUUAAAAUGGGAACUCGGUGACACGGGCUGGUAGCUGUCUAAUACUUUUAAGGCUGAUAACUGCAUCCCAGAAAGG